Molecule: messenger RNA, 386 nt
Organism: Lagopus leucura (white-tailed ptarmigan)
Lineage: Eukaryota; Metazoa; Chordata; Aves; Galliformes; Phasianidae
Product: ubiquitin-conjugating enzyme E2 Q1-like
Exons: 3
Source: RefSeq, a predicted model, not a curated record
UUUGCCUUGCAGGAUACUAUGCAGUCGAACUAGUGAACGACAGCCUGUACGAUUGGAACGUCAAACUCCUGAAGGUUGACGAGGAUAGCGCUUUGCACAACGAUCUCCAGAUCCUCAAAGAAAAAGAAGGAACAGAUUUCAUCCUCCUAAACUUCUCCUUUAAAGAUAACUUUCCUUUCGAUCCACCGUUCGUAAGGGUUGUGUCCCCAGUGCUGUCAGGGGGGUAAGUAGCUGCUGGUUCUGCUCACAGAGCUCUCCAGCUCUGCUUCCCGGGGCAGUUUUCAUGAGAGUGAGGAGCAAUGUGCAGCUUUGUUACUUUUAAUACAUUUGUGGCAGCCUUCCUGGGAAGCGUGGUCAGUGUUGGCAGAUGGUUUUCCUUGCUUUCU